UGAGAGAGAGGCAGCGCAUCAGCAGCGGAACUCGAGAGUGAUUCGCCCCUCUAAUACUGUAGACGGAAAAGAAGCAAAAUACAAAUGACGUGUGACAAAUAUUCCGAGUCUAUCAAAUUAUGGCACUAGUUUUUCUUCCAUCGCGAAGGGAAGUAAGCGAUUGAGCGAGCGAUUCCAGUCUUGUCGACACGUCGCCUCCUCUCCCUCCUCGCGGCGGUCUCCUCAUCCUCCACCUCCGCCGCCGCCGCCAUGUCGGAGCACCUCGCGCUCCGUAGCUCCGUGGGCAGCCGCAGUUCCGCGCUCCCCUCCCACCACCACCUCCCGCCCGCCCCCGACCCGCUCGCCUCCGUCUGGAUCCGCCGCCUCCACCUCACCCCCAACCCGCCUCCCCCGCCGCGCCCCCCUCCCCUGUCCCUCCGCGCGCCCCCGCCCCCUCACCAGGACAACGCCGUCUCCACCGACGAGUCCCGCACCCCGCCACCCCCGCCGGCGGCCCCGCCGCGCUGCGUCGGGUUCGGCCCCUUCCGCUGGAGCCCCCGCCCGCUGCGUGGCGCCCCGGUCGCCGCGUGGGCCGCCGCUGGGGCCUCUGGUGGCGGUGGUGGCGCGCCGAUGCUGUCGCCGUUCUUCCGGCUCCCCGCGCCGCCGCUGCCGCCGGUCUCGGAUCUCGGGGAGGUCGCGCCCGUGAGGCCGCUGGUGGGGCUUGGCAGCCGGAGCGGCAGCGGCAGCGGCAGCGGCGGGUAUUCUGGUCUGUCGGCGCGGGUGUUCGGCGGCGGCGACUCCCACGCCGCAUGGCUGACAGCGAGAGCUGCAGGUGCUGCUUAUCCUAGCCAUGCUUUGGACAUGGUUCCCAUAAGAACACUUAAUGAUCUACAUGAUAGACAACAUAAUGUGAUACUGCAAAAUUUUGCAAGGCAUGAUCCUAGCUCUAGCAGCCAACUUGAUGAACCUUUCUCAUAUUGGAACAUGGGGAGGUUUCGGAGAAACACCACGACUUCGUCAAUCUCACCUAUUGGGGUUGCGCCUGGCAAUUUUGGCAAGAAGAGGAAUGCUGAUUCCAAUAGUUUUCUCCCUCUGAAGUUCAGGAAAUUUAGUGGGGCUAUUUAAUUCUAGCUCGCUAAAACAACUGGUCAGCGGUUUUCCGAAAUGCAUAAGAAGCAUCGAUAGUAUGCUGUUGUCUGGAACAGCAUUUUGUCACGCUUCACCAUGUUAGAGCUUAAGAAGGCUGGAGAUGGAUGUGUUUGGUGGUGGCCGUGUAAAUUGCGAAUUUGCUCCCGAAGCGUCGCGUUUGGCAUCCCUCGAACCACGAACCUGAAUGUUUGUAUAAUCUGGUGCAGUGUACAGGGAGAUUUUAUGCGCCACAGUUUCCCUGAUGCUUGUAUAUCUCGACAGACCGACUUGCAUGUAUAGUUUUCCUUCCAAGGAUUAUGUUUUUUGUUUGCUCUCA
Phragmites australis (common reed) is the source of this 1444-nucleotide messenger RNA. RefSeq lists its product as uncharacterized. The coding region runs from base 250 to 1104 and encodes 284 amino acids. The transcript has 3 exons. Lineage: Eukaryota; Viridiplantae; Streptophyta; Magnoliopsida; Poales; Poaceae. The record is from RefSeq and is a predicted model, not a curated record.